Messenger RNA from Boleophthalmus pectinirostris (great blue-spotted mudskipper), 2947 nucleotides. RefSeq names its product cyclin D1 (gene ccnd1). Gene Ontology annotation, cellular component: cyclin-dependent protein kinase holoenzyme complex; nucleus; cytoplasm. Bases 187 to 1071 code for a protein of 294 amino acids. Gene Ontology annotation, molecular function: cyclin-dependent protein serine/threonine kinase regulator activity. Gene Ontology annotation, biological process: regulation of cyclin-dependent protein serine/threonine kinase activity; positive regulation of G1/S transition of mitotic cell cycle; mitotic cell cycle phase transition. The record is from RefSeq and is a predicted model, not a curated record. Lineage: Eukaryota; Metazoa; Chordata; Actinopteri; Gobiiformes; Gobiidae. The transcript is spliced from 5 exons.
AGCUCAGCGCUGUUCCUCAGAGGCUGGCGCACACCGCAGGAGCAAGAGCAGCUACCAGCGGCACCGAGUCAUUUCACACCCGCAAGAGACGCCUCGUGUGCGCUCCUGCUCGCUCCUGCGCUCCGCGGAAACACUCAGAGCGCCUUGUGUCGAAGGCAAGAGGAGCUUUGGAAGCGCACUUGUGCUAUGGAGGACCAGCUGCUGUGCUGUGAGGUGGACUCCAUCAGGAGAGCCUACCAGGACGGCAACCUGCUCAAUGACCGCGUUCUUCACACCAUGCUCAAGGCGGAGGAGAGCUACCUCCCGUCUCCAAACUACUUCAAGUGUGUUCAGAGGGAAAUUGUGCCUAAAAUGAGGAAAAUAGUUGCCACAUGGAUGUUAGAGGUGUGCGAGGAGCAGAAAUGUGAAGAGGAGGUUUUUCCACUGGCUAUGAAUUAUUUGGACCGAUUUUUAUCAGUGGAGGCCACAAGGAAAACCCGACUGCAGCUACUUGGAGCUACCUGUAUGUUUCUGGCCUCAAAGAUGAAGGAGACUGUACCCUUAACAGCAGAGAAACUGUGCAUCUACACAGACAAUUCUGUGCACCCCUCCGAACUGCUGCAAAUGGAGCUUCUGCUUCUCAACAAACUCAAGUGGGACCUGGCCUCAGUCACACCGCACGACUUCAUCGAGCAUUUCCUGUCUAAGCUGAAGAUCCACUUGUCCACCAAACAGGUCCUCCGCAAACAUGCUCAAACCUUUGUGGCCCUCUGUGCUACAGAUGUGAACUUCAUCGCUAGCCCUCCCUCGAUGGUUGCUGCUGGCAGUGUGGCGGCUGCAGUCCAAGGCCUGUACCUAAAGAGCCAGGACGCCUCCUUAUCUUCUCAGAACCUCACCAACUUCCUGUCACAAGUCAUCCGUAGCGACCCGGACUGUCUGCGCUCAUGUCAAGAGCAGAUAGAGUCUCUAUUGGAGUCCAGUUUGCGACAGGCGCAGCAGCAGCACCACCACAGCUGCACGGAGAGUAAACGUGUGGAUGGAGACGUGGACCUGUCUUGCACCCCCACAGAUGUACGGGAUGUAAACAUCUAAGGACCUUGCUCAUACAAGAGACAGAUGUAUGGACAUGUGAGGACACAGCUCACACAGAGACAGAUCUAUGAUCUAAAGACACAGUGAGGACUGGGACAGGGCUGCGGGCCGGGACCCCCCAAGUCAUUUCUGUUAAUGUCCCACCCCUACAAGGGAACGCAACACUGAGGGCUGGAGCGCAAGCCACGCAAAGAGACUUUCAAUACUCUUCCCUCAAAUAUUAAACUAGGAAUCUUCAAAUUACCACAGACUUGCCUACUAAUCAUCCCAAAGUGUAAUGUAGGUCUUAGCCUGUCUUCAGGGUGUACCCUGAAAUAUAAUUAUUAUUAAAGACAGAGGCUUUUUGUUUUGUCUUUUAUACUACUAUAAUACGUUUUAGACUUGUCCAUGCUCCUGUUUGUCAUGUCGCAGGCAUCUGUAUACCCCCAGCUUGCUUACAUUUAGUCACUUUAUAUAUUCAUUUAGGUCUUUUAUCAAUUAGUCUUAUACCUCUUCUUUUCCAAGCAUUUGUUUUUAAGUAGUUCUGAGUUGCGCUGUUUAUGAUAGCUGCUUUGGGAUGCUGAUGUAAUGGCUAGGACAAAAGAGCUUUUUUUGUCCACUCAUUUGCUUUACUGAUUGCUUGACCCGUCGCACAUAGCAUAGCAAUCCAGUGUGCAUUCUUUCUCUUACUAGAUCUAUCUAAAACCAUUCAAACUUUUAUUCUUAAAAAAGCACUUUUAGUCAGCAUGGCUGACUCAACAAAAAAAAAUAAAAAAUCACAGUAAGUUUGGAAUGGGGAUGAAAGAGGAGAAGUCAGAGUAAUGGGUGGAUGGGGACAUCACAUGACCAGUAAGGAGAAUUAUUGGGAACUUGUCAUAGCUACCAUCACUAAACGUAUCUGGUUUGGUUCAAUCAGCACAAUACUGUGGUAAAAGUCAAAGGAAAUAUUAUUCUUAGGGUAAAAGAAAAGAGAAAGUAUUUAUUUUUUUAGUUUACUUUUGUAGUUUGCAUAAUGAAAUGUGCUGAUAUAACCAAACCUUUGCCAUGAAAUCCCAGUUUAAACUUCAGUGCCCUACCUGACCUCGUACUGCUCAAGGAUUUUGAGAGGGGGUUUCAUCCCCGUACAAGAUGUAAAAGAAGAGGGGGUGGGGAGUAGACUUUAGACACGAUUUUGCACAAAACUUGUAAACGUGGGCUGUGUAUCUGAGGAGACUUCCCUAACAAGAACAGUAGGGCUCACUUUCAAUCACUGUGGACGUGCGGGGCUGAGUGUAGGACCUUGGUGUAGGUGUAGGCUUUGUGUGUGGAUGUGGGUGAGACAGUAGGAGACAAACACUCCUUUUUUCCGCUGCUAUAUAAACCCCAGCUACGUUUUCAGAUAAAAAUAGAAACAUGAAAUGAAAAAGACAAAACAAAUGAUUCCAGUGAUGCUUUUUCCUGAUGUUUGCUGCUAAUUUUUGGGUGUUUUGAUAUACAUAUAAAUGUCAAUAUCCUGCCAUUCUAGGAUUGAAUUUUCUCAUAGAAAAUUGUGUUAUUGACAUCCUCAUUGUUGUAAUGUAGAUUCUAUGUCAUCAGUUUGUUUUGUGUAUGAUGAAUGAUUCUCUGUACUAUUCCAAAAACAAGGACAAUGAGAGCGUCUUCAGUAAUGCUUGAUCCACGAUACCUCAUGUGACAGUCCAGAUCUCUGAUUGUGUUUGUUGAGUUGCUUGCUUGUUGGUUCGGUGCCUGUCGCUGUGUUACCAGCAGUUCCACGGCAUGCUUUGAACCUGGUGCCAUAACAGUAAAUGGGAUGUCUGUAACUCUGUUGAGUGUUAAGCUGUCUCGCUGAAAGAGACUUUAUCCACCCUCUGGGCCCAUAGUGGCCUUCCUUUCCCCCUUUUAUAUUUUUAUAUAUAUA